GUUUAUAUUAUUACCUUCGCGGUUUACGAUCUCCUUGCCCCAACGAUUUUUGGACCUGAUUCCCUUCACACAAAAUAGAACACAAUGGCAGGAGAUGGACUGCUCUCCCUGCGUUGGAAUAAUCACCGCACCUCAUUCCUACAAGUCCUGUCAUCCUUACGAAAUAAGCAAACCUACAGCGACAUCACAAUAGCCUGUUCAGGAAGAUUUUAUGAUGUACACAAGUUUGUCCUAUCAACAUGCAGUGACUACUUUGUGGAGAUGAUGGAGAAAACACCAUGUAAACACCCAGUUAUUGUACUAAAGGACAUUCGUUAUCAAGAACUAGAAGCACUGUUGAACUAUAUGUAUCUUGGAGAAGUGAAUGUGUUGCAGAAUGAGCUUGCAGGACUUAUAAAAGCAGCAGAGUGCCUCAGAAUCAAAGGCCUCGCGGUGCCUGAUGAAUCUCCCCCUCCACAAUCAGCAGGGGGAGGGGGAGGUGGAGUGCAACAGACCCCUACAAAGAACUGGGAAGAAAGCAGUCCACAGUCUAAGAAAAGGAGAAUUGAUGAUGAAUUGACUAACAGUAAUUCCAGUCAGCCUAGAAAAAAAGGGAAUAUGGAAGAUCAUUCCGAAAGAACAAGUGAAGCUGAGUUACCAAAAGAAACACAUAGGCCUAGUGUAAAUGAGAAAAUUGUAGUGAAUAACCAAAUUGAAAAAGAGCCGAGCAGUACCCCUGUCACACCAACAAUCUCAAAAGAGAAACCAAGAUUACCGAGUACUCCGAGAGAAGAGUCUGCAGUUUUAGAAAAUACAGAAAUAAAACUAGAGGAAGAGGAAGUUAAGUAUGAAGAUGAUGAUGGUUUGCAAAUGGAAGAUGCUUGUAACACUUUGGAAGUUCAAAUGGUUGAAGACGAGAGCUCAAACCAAGGCCCUCACUUAAAUAGCGAGGUUUCAAACAGACUGAAGUAUGAAUCAGUAGUACCUGGCAGUGGAGGAGGACCAAGCCUUCUCUCCCCUUCAUCCCAGCCUUUCUCACACCACCCACAGUCUUUUGAGGAAAUAGUGUCACAAGCUCUUCCUGGGCCCUCAGGAAUGCAAGGAGAUGGCAGUCAGAGUUGGGAUGGCAGCCACAGUGAGGGAGAACUUGCUCCAUUCCAUUUAAGAAACUUUCCUCAACAAGAGGGCAUUACUACCCACCAUCGAAAUCUUCAAUCACUGAGCAUGGAAGGACGCCCAGCUCGCUUCCCGUGUCCCUACUGUAACAAGGAGUUUGACUUCGCAAGUUCCCUAGAGCGGCAUCUUCGAGUACACACUGGCGAAAAGCCUUUUGCUUGCCCGCUCUGCCCCUACCGCACAGCCCAGCGAUAUAACCUUGAGCGACAUAAACGCACCCAUGAAAAUAAGAUGCCUGUACUGCAUUCAGUGAUAAAUUCUUCAAAAUGAGUGGAAGUGGAUAUCACUCCGUGCAUGUAAAAAAAGAUAUUUUUUGAUUUUGUUUUAAACUCAUAUACUCAUAUAUGCAUGCAUGUAUGUACAUAACUGUCCCUGUAUAGACAUUCAUUUACAUGCACACACUUGCACACACACAAAAUCUUUAAUGAGAUUAUGUUAGCAGAUAGAUAAUUUUGUCACAUUCUGUACUUGUCAACAAAAUUUUUCAUGGUUUUCUUUUAUGCUCUACAGUAGAAUAAGAUGUACAGUAUUUCCAUCCACUAAAAAAAAGCCUUGCUAUAUCUGACUGAAGUAAUUUGAAGUAAUGUACAUGUAUGUAUACUUUGUGAUAGGUAAUUUUAUUGAUAUUUCAAAAUCACAACAAACAGUCCUCUUGGAAAUGUAAAGUAGCACCUCAGUUUGUACAUAAUUUGAUUUUUAGUUGAAGACUUUGAUAGAAUUGUUUUAAUAAUUAAAUAACUGAUAUAAGAAAUAAGAAAUACAUGAUAAUUAUAUAUUCCUAGGAAUAUUAAUACUGUGAGUUUCACAAAAUGGUGUAGCCACAUGAUCAGUUUAAAAUGCUCUUACAUUGUGGAUAUGGUUAUAGAUAUUACUUAUCCUGUUAUCCAAUUGUGGGAUAACCUUUAUAUGACAAAAUUAAUUUGGUUUAGAAUGUAGAGGGACUUGUUUAAUAGGGAGAGGUGUGCAUUUUUUUAUCUUUACAAAGUCAAGUCAUGAGUUUUAAAGCGCAUUAAAAAUUUCCUUUCUUUUGGUGUUGAUGUUAGGUACUCCAUAUAAGAUUUAAAUUUUGUAUAAUGAGAGGGCAGGUUGUAUUAAUGGAAAGCCUUAGAAAAUUAAAUAUAGUACACCUCAUCCUUCUUCACUGAAUAUCUUGAAUAUAGUAUUAGAAGAAAAGGUAAUGUUUUAGUUACAAAUUAGUAUUGGUCAGAGUUGACAUCUGAUGAAUAAAAGAAAAUCCAUUAAUAUGUUAUACAAUUGUUUCUUAUGAUGACAGUAAUACCAAAUCAAUGUUAUACCUCUGCAUUUUUUUCUUUUUAUGACUUAGCUAUUUUAUGUGUGACAUACAAAUAUAUAUUCACAUGCAUUUUAUUUUUCAUGUGCAUGUGGAUUUACUAGCAGGAAGGUUCCCCCAUAUUUAGAUAUCUGAAGAUUGUUAGUGUCCACUCUGAAUAAUUCUAAGUACAGUACAGUAUAUUGUAUUUUUGGGGGCAUUUCCUGUUAUGCAUAUUUUUUAGAAUGCAAAUUACUUUCAGGGAUUUUUUUCAGUUUUAGAUAGUAGUAUAGCCUAUGAUUCUUUUUUUUUUUUUGGUAAAGAUCAUCUUUUUGUAGUUUAUUUCCUGAGGUGUUAGUGAUUGUAUAGACUUAUGUUAUUGCUUUUAUUCUUACUGUACAUUCUUACAGAAUAAUGUAUAGAAUUUAGACUGCUGAUAAAACAUGAUCUACAAAAAAGUUCAGGUAAAAGUGGUACAUUUAUUCAGCAUGAGAAUAAGUGAUUUCUGAAGAUAAAGAUAGCCAAACAUAUUUUAUUUUUUAAAAAUCCAUUGGAUGGCACAGUCACCAAAAGAAGUUUCUCAAAAUCCAGGGAAUAAUGAAGAACAAACUGUUAGAUAACAGUGUACGGUUCCCUGUUACUGAGAAUAUGUUCCAACUCUUCACUCACCAGAGGCUCUGCUUGCCAUUUACCUGCUUAUUCUGGCCAGUACUAGAUCAUGGUCUUUAUCCCUUAGCUGUUGAAUUUUGCAUAUAUAUGAGUGGCUGUGUGAAGUGUAUGGUCUUGUAAUGUUGUUAGCCAAAAGAGAGGAAACUGACAAAGUACAAACAUUGCAACUAUAUUGUGUAUUGAUAUCCCAUUUUAUAACUUUAUUUUGUAAAACUACAUGUGAAAUUCAUUAUAUGUCUGUUAUUUAGAACUGAGUAAAUAUUUAUUAGACCA
Messenger RNA from Penaeus chinensis, 3367 nucleotides. RefSeq names its product longitudinals lacking protein, isoforms H/M/V-like. The record is from RefSeq and is a predicted model, not a curated record. Lineage: Eukaryota; Metazoa; Arthropoda; Malacostraca; Decapoda; Penaeidae. The transcript has 6 exons. Bases 85 to 1425 code for a protein of 446 amino acids. Gene Ontology annotation, cellular component: nucleus. Gene Ontology annotation, molecular function: protein binding. Gene Ontology annotation, biological process: regulation of transcription by RNA polymerase II.